CAAACACACCAGACUGGGAGAGCUGCAGGAGUUCUCAUUUUAAACCUAAAUAACUGCGAGUCAGCCAUGAAUUAUCAACAGCAGAUUGAUAACAUUGUAUCCACUGCAAAAUUUGGAGACUUGAUUGAGUUUUCCUACCCACUCGGAUAUUCGCACUGGGCCAUCUAUGAUGACGAUGGACAUGUAAUCCAUUUUGCGGUUGCAGAUGAGAAGCAACUAAUGACAACUGUUCGUACUUAUCUGCAAAAAAUCGUGCCAGUAUGUGGGGACCUUCUCCUUGGAGAAACCAAGAUUCGCAGAGUCCCUGUUGGUGAGGUCAAUGUCCCACAUGGAGCCCAUGCGUUGGUCAGUAACAAUCGCCAUGCCUUCACACCUUCAGCACCUGAGGAUAUGAGGCUACGCCGUGACGCCCUUCUCAAUCAAUCCCUUCCAUAUAACCUUUUUACUCUAAACUGCGAGCACUUUGCCACGUUCAUACGCUACGGGAAAGCUGUGUGCAACCAGAUCCCUGCAAAACCCAAGAAUGAAGAGUGCACAGGAGCAACUACAGUUUUCAAAGACAUUGUCAACUCAAAGCAAACUGAUUAGAAACCUUUUCAUUUCUACAUAUAUGAACUUGUGCGGUGCCUCGGUUUGGUCUUUCUGAGUCACAUCACCGUAAAUAUCCAACAUGUUCUCUUUGUCUGGCCCUCUAUAGAGCUUAGCCUGGUUAUUUUUUUAUGAAGCCACUUAUGGGAUUGGCAGUAUGUACAGCAAGGUUUAAACUUACUUGUUUUUUGCCCUUAUUUAUUCAUUUGCAAAUGCUUAGUUGAAACCGAUAAAUAUUUUUUCUCA
Pundamilia nyererei is the source of this 834-nucleotide messenger RNA. RefSeq names its product HRAS-like suppressor 2. Bases 67 to 588 code for a protein of 173 amino acids. The transcript has 4 exons. Gene Ontology annotation, molecular function: glycerophospholipid phospholipase A1 activity; A2-type glycerophospholipase activity. Lineage: Eukaryota; Metazoa; Chordata; Actinopteri; Cichliformes; Cichlidae. Gene Ontology annotation, biological process: N-acylphosphatidylethanolamine metabolic process. Gene Ontology annotation, cellular component: cytoplasm. The record is from RefSeq and is a predicted model, not a curated record.